Messenger RNA from Pocillopora meandrina, 13691 nucleotides. The record is from the annotation of a GenBank genome assembly. NCBI's taxonomy places the organism in Eukaryota, Metazoa, Cnidaria, Anthozoa, Scleractinia, Pocilloporidae.
UUACAGCGUAAGCUCUCUGCUCGGUCUGACCGAGUCAAGUGUGUGGAUGUCCAUCCAACUGAACCAUGGAUGCUGGCAAGUUUGUAUAAUGGUAAUGUGCAUGUGUGGAACUUUGAGUCACAGACAUUGGUCAAGACAUUUGAAGUUACUGACCUGCCAGGUAUGAACUUUUGAUACAGUAAAUAUAAAUCCAGAAUAUUUUCUUUUCUUUGACUAUGCUUAUUUUUAUUAGAAGUUACAUAGACAUCUGUUUUUGAGUAGAUUAAUUUUAAAAGGGCAGGGUGUGAAAUUGCACGUAAUACAGGCACCGAUGUGACAAAAUUUUUCACUUUGGCAAUCAAAUCCUGAAAAUUAGUCGUCAAAUUGGUGACUAGAAUUCUUUAUCAUAACCUUACCUAGAUAUAUAGUGAAUUAAAAAGAUUUCCAAAGAUAAAUCUGUGGCAAACUUCCUCGUUAAGUUUGUUACCAAAAUGCAGCACAUGCAUCUUGAUUGUUAAGUAGAAGCCAUCUUGGAUUUAGGAGAACUUGAAUGUUGUAUAUCAUCCAUCCUAGUGUCCACUUUGUAGCAUGUUAAGAUGUUUUAAUAAUAUACAUGGAAAAAUUACUCAGUUCUGAUUGGUUAAGAUAAAUGCAGUGUUCAUGUAAUUCAGUGCAGAAGAGGGUUAAUUCAGUGUAAAGAAAGUAACAAAUCAGAUAUUCUGAUUGGUCAAUAAUCAAAGAAACUCACAAACAGCCAAUCAAAUGUGAGCCUUGGAUGUCCCAACAAAAUUUGAAAAUUUGAAAAUUUGAGAGUGAAACAAUGGCCGACGUUUUAGGUAGGUUUUCUUUCGCCACCACAGCUGAUAAACAGCUCAAACUAGGAAAACACUUUAAAAAGCACUGCUUUUUUGUUGUUGGUUUGGAAAAAGUGGUGUUUAGAGAAGGGAAUUGCCAAGGAAAUUGAAAAUUAUGAAGUGACCCAGCUUAACACUUUGCUUGAGCAAUCCAACGCUGAAAUUAAAAACAAACAUGGUUAAACCUCAGAAAUGACGAUUCCAUUUCAUCAAAAGUGAUUCAGACACAGACUAUACAAUUUCUUGAACUGUUUAGCCAGACUUUGAACUUUUUUGUACCCUAAAGAUGUGAAGAUAUCAUUGCAUAUUAUUGUCUUAAUUGAAUGCGGUUGUUCUGACUGAACGCAAGGUUUGAAUAAAUUAUUUUUGCACUUGAUGCUUAAUUGUGUUAAGCUAUCUUGUAUUUUUUCAUGUUUAUUAUUAACACAUAAUCACAAGAUUUUUCUUGUGCAAUUUGGAACAAAUAAGCAGUUGUUAAUUUUUUCAAAGACCCCAAAUUGCACUCGCCCUACUGGCUCAUACAAUUAUGUUAGUCUUUAAAAAAAUUUACUCAUGCUUAUAUAUUCCAAAUUGCACUCGAAAUCAUGUGAUUACCGAUACUAAUUUUGGAGGGUCUAUCUAGAAUGCUGGCAGCGUAAAAAAAGGUUUUGUUUGUCUUUAAAAAUUAUAACUUUUUUAUUGUUUGCUACCACUUUUUUUGCAGCGGCUGUCUGUCUCUGAAAGGUUUAAUAUACAAUUUGUCAAGAAAGAAUUGUAAAAAUGAACAUACAGCUUUAUUUGCUCAGAAGAAUUACCUUCUCAAGGCUUCUAUAAUAUGUAACCCAGUUAUACUGAAUGUAUUGUAAUGUAUUAUUUGUUUGUUUUUUUUUUUUGCAGUACGUACUUCUAAAUUUGUCCCAAGAAAAAAUUGGGUGGUGACUGGAUCUGUAAGUAUAUAAUUUCAUUUAGCUUCCUUCGCUUUUGAACUCUCCAGUAAUUUUCUACAGUACUAUUAUUAUGUUUUUUUUUUUAUAAUCUUUUUAAAAUCACUUUUAAAUAUGAUCCUAAUGUUGUUUCCUAGCAAAUGUUGUGUCAUUCUGUGUUCUUUGCUUAUAUUGUACUUCUGAGUACUUCUUUCAAUAACUAGUGAUGCAACUAUGAUUUUUUGUAGGAUGACAUGAUGCUGAGGGUUUUUAACUACAACACCCUGGAGAAGGUAAUUCAGAGGGAAAAGAAGACAGAAUACAGAGCAAAACGUGAUUGCAUGUUGAUACAUAUACAUUAAAAAUUAAAUUGUAUAAUCUACCAUCCAAAACUGCAUAUCAAAGAAUAUUACGCUAUUUAUUUAAGGUGGCCUACAUGUAUAGUAUGUACAGAGUGUAUCUGUUCAUCUACCUGUUUGAAUUUUCUCCAAUGCAUUUUUUGUUCAUGUAACAGAGCAAUCCUUUUUACAGGUUCAUGGCUUUGAAGCUCAUUCCGAUUACUUGCGCUCAAUUGCUGUCCAUCCAACUCAGCCAUAUGUUCUAACAAGCAGUGGUGAGUAGAAAAAGUUCCCUUGGUUCCCCCAGCAGUGCUCAGCUUGUAAACUCUCUUACUAAUGUUUUGUUCAUGCCAGAUGAAGCAUAAAAAAAUAAAUCAAUUAGAGGAUUUCUCGAUAGGAUAUAUGAUAAUGUUGUAUUUUCAGGAGGGGCCUACAAAGGGAUGUGGAGAAAUACUCAUCAUUCUGAUUUUGGAAUUAAAAGGAUUAAACAUACCAGUUGAGCUGUAAUUUUCCCUUUUGAAGUGAAUUUUCUUUUAACCUUCUCCCUUGAUCUAAUCCCUAAAGUUGAUGGAGGCAUUUUGGAAGGAAGUGGAUCAUUCUCUCCUUUCUAUUUUACUUUGCAUUAAACCUUUCACUCCCAAGAUCUAAUUAAUAAUUCUCCUUACUAUCUGCCAUACAAUUCUUAUGAUGUUAGUUCAGAGAAUUUGGUAUUGGAUCAACUAAUAAUCCCAUAAUUGAUAUUCUUCUCUAUUCUCAUCAUCUACCUGCUUGAUAUUGUUUUGAUAUUGUAAGGAGAAAUUCUGCCUUGGUCACUUGUGGGAGUGAAAGGGUUACACCUGGAUUGAACACUUUUUCUCAAUUAUUUUUCACUUGUAUUAUCCAUGUACCUCCCUUGACGCAUGUUUAUUGGUUGUUUACAGAUGUAAAGAGCUCCUGUUUUUGUUUUGGUUUUUUUCUUAUACUUUUUCUUGCUCCUUUUCUCUCGUAGAUGACAUGUUGAUCAAACUUUGGGACUGGGACAAGAAGUGGCAAUGUAGUCAAGUGUUUGAAGGGCACACCCAUUAUGUGAUGCAGAUCGUCAUCAAUCCCAAGGAUAAUAACCAGUUUGCUAGUGCUUCUCUCGACCGAACAAUCAAGGUAGGUGUACUGAAUGCUGCUCAAAAUGUUUUGAGGUGAUUUCAAACUCCUAAUUUUUUACUAAGAUUGAGGACAUAGCAAUUAGUUGUUGCCUUUGUGAAAGGGUUAUAUUAACAUAAAGAGGACACAUGCAGUUAAAGUUAAUGUCAGCAGAGUUUCCUUUCUAUGCUGGUACACGCAGCUUUAUUAACACAUUUGCUUUGUUUUGUUACCACAGGUAUGGCAGCUGGGUUCCAACACGCCAAACUUCACUCUGGAGGGUCAUGAAAAGGUAGUGUAAGCAAGAAUCAAAUAUAUAUUUACAGUGUAUGUAUUUUACUUUUACGUUCCUUUAUUAUUUAAAUUGUAUUUUGAAUUUUACUCCUGCUGAUUGUUGCAAUUUGUAUUAUUACACAUAAAUUAUGUACAUGUCUAUGUGUCUAUCACGUUUUUAAAACUCUGCUUUUUGUUGUUUUAACAAACCAUAAAUUUCUCUUAUCAGGGGGUAAAUUGUGUGGACUAUUUUCAUGGAGGAGAGAAGCCCUAUCUUAUUUCUGGUGCUGAUGACAGACUUGUGAAAAUAUGGGACUAUCAGGUAAAUAUUUGUUGUCUUUUAAUUCUUCUUUUCUGGGUGGUUUUACCAUAACCUUUUACAUGUACAAUUGUAUCCUAGCAUCAAAAUGCUUAAAUCUUCAUACUGUACUCUAUUCAUUACCUCUGGUACAGACAAGGGGAAUGUAUUUAACAAUCAAGAUUGGUUUUAUUUGCAUGACCUGAAUGUUUGGUUCAGCAGCUAUACUGUAAGGAAUAAUUAGGUGCUGGUCACGCUUUUGGGUUAAAGAGUUAAAUAUGUGAGGCAUGUAGUUCUUUCCUUUUCUUUCGUUCAACUUCUCAUCAUCCCUGUGGCACUGUGAGUAAUGGCUGUUUAGUUAAUUAUACUAUCAUGUGAUACUUGUUAACGACUCUCUAAACAUGUAUCUUGUAGUGCAAAGGUUUUUCUUUUCUUGUCCUUUACUUUUGUAUAUUGAUUAAAGCAGUGACUGAUUUUUUUUUUGUGCAUUUCAGAAUAAAACUUGUGUUCAAACACUUGAGGGACAUGCUCAGAACAUCUCUUGUGUUGGUUUUCACCCAGAAUUGCCAAUCAUUUUGACUGGCUCAGAGGAUGGUAUGUUCAGCUUUAUAUAUACACAUGUAACAAUCUUGUUUCUUCUGCGUGUCAGUAAGAUGAUGAAUGGUUACUGUUAAAAAUUGAAGUGUUGAUAACUUGACUGUUUUCAAUGUGGUUAAACACUAAUUCAUCAGAUUUUGGAUUGUAUAUGUAAACUGAAUGUAAUUCCUAUCAUUACCAAAGGUACUGUGCGCAUUUGGCAAGCCAAUACAUACCGCCUGGAGAGCACCCUUAACUAUGGUCUAGAAAGAGUUUGGAGCAUGGCUAUGCUUAAAGGCUCAAACAAUGUUGCACUUGGAUAUGAUGAAGGAAGCAUUCUUAUCAAGGUUUGUAUCCUACUUUACUGAUGGGCAAGAUAAAUACAAACAUGUACAUUUACAUCUGAAAACUUAAAGGUGGUGAGGAAUUAGAAAAACAUCAAUUAGGGAACGACUUUCUUAUCAAAUACCAAAUUAUCAGUGGUUAUUAGAGUUGUAUGACUGACAGUACAGAAAUCUGUUAUUUAGAUAUUUGGGGUUAGUGUGGGUUCAAAGUUGUGGAUUCUCUUUUACCUUUAGCUUGGCCGGGAAGAGCCUGCAAUGUCCAUGGAUUCCAAUGGUAAAAUCAUAUUUGCAAAGCACAGUGAAAUUCAACAGGCUAACCUGAAAAAUGUGGCUGGUAAGUUUUAACAUGAGCAUUUGGAACAGUUGUAUGCACUCUGUAUUAUGUGGUAGUUUUUUUUCAUGUAAUGUGAACUGGCAUUUGAGUGUGGUCUGUAACAAAUGAUUUUAUAUUAAAUCUUCAACCCCCAAGAUUGUUGUUAAUUGCUUAAUUGUUAAUCCUUCCCUCCAGUUGCUACACAUAUGCUUGUAAAUUAGUUACAACGAUUGGGUUUUAUAUCAGGAUAACAACUUCUACAUGUAACUGAUAAGUUUAAGUAUUCUUAUUACCUGUUUGCAGGAUAUUGUUUGGAUGUUUUUGGGAGAAGUUACUUCUUAAUCACUUUUGGGAGUUGAAUUGUUAACUAUAUCAUCAUUCAACAUAGACCCUGUCAUAUACAAAAACAAUUUUAAAAUAUACAGUAUAUAUUACUGAGAGACUGAAUGGCUUCAAGCAAAUUGUUUACAAACAUGUAACUGUUAUGCUUUGGUGUUGCAUGCUGGGAAAAGUGUUUAUCCAUGUCUCCACUUUGUUUUCUGUGGUUAUUCUUAAACCAAACACUUUACAAACCAUAGUAAAAUAUUUAUGAGUGAUCAAACUUUUUAGUAUUUCUUUUUUUUUAGAUUAUGACGUUAAAGAUGGUGAACGUCUUCCUCUGGCAAUCAAAGACAUGGGGCCAUGUGAGAUGUUCCCCCAGACAUUGUCCCACAAUCCAAAUGGAAGGUACAAUAUUUAAUUUGUUGAAUUCCAAAGCCAAGAUGAUCAGUGUAACAUGUUGGCAAUGUAAUUUGUACUCUUUGUUUAUUGAUUAAUUUUCUUUUGCAGAUUUGUUGUUGUUUGUGGUGAUGGAGAGUACAUUAUUUACACAGCAAUGGCACUGAGGAAUAAGAGUUUUGGAUCAGCACAGGAAUUUGUUUGGGCUUCUGAUUCAUCUGAGUAUGUAAUGUUCUGUGGCCUGUUUUAUAUAAGACAUGAAAUUUAUGGACAUUAAUUUUCUGUUUCUUGAUUGUGCAAAAAUUUAAAAUUAAUUGUUACAUUAAUAACAUCAUUGAACUGGUUCCAGUACAUGUAGAUUCCACUUAGCAUAUGUAGUAUGUCUACAUUUAUAGUAACCUUUUUAAGGGUUGAUGUUAUUUAAAUUUAAAAGAAGAAAGAAGCCCAAUGAAACCUACCAGGCUUUUGGUAAAAGGAUUUGUUUAACUUAAGUGAAAUCUAAGCCUUAAGACUGCUUUUUCUAUUUUAAAGUUAGACUGUUUACAUAUUGCCCUGAUGUGGAAGAAACUGACUUCUUUGUGGAAGGCUCGACCAUACAGUGAUUGGUUGCCAAAAGGGUGAAUUUAAAGAUAUUGUUUAUUUUUUAGUUACAUUUAUGUAUUUUUCCAUUUUAAGGUAUGCCAUAAGAGAUGGAAACAAAAUCAAGAUCUUUAAAAAUUUUAAAGAAAGGAAGUCAUUCAAACCUGAGUUUGGUGCAGAAAGUAAGUGUGGCAUGUGUUCUGUUUGAACCUCCCAAAUUCCCUGAGCAACUCACUGUGUCACCACAAUGUACAUGUAUGCACGGUCAAACUUGAUCUGAGUGGGACCUCGUGGAACAUCAGAGAUUGCAGAAUUAAGAAUCAACGCUUGAGGAUUGAUGAUUGAGAAUCAAGGAUAUAGAAUAGAAGAUGGAGGAUUGAGGAUUGGUAAUAGAGGAUCGAGCCAGCGAUCUCAAUCUGCAGUUUCAAGGGAAAAAUUCUACAUGUAUUUGAUUGUUGAAGUCUUAAAGUAUUUAGGAUCUUGAUUUGAGAGGCUGUCCACUUACUUUUGAUUGCUACUGUAGCUCAUUUCUGACAACCAUGUUUUCAGAAUCCUAUCAGAGGGUCCUCUCCCAUACAGCUGUACACUUGUAUUAAUGACCUUCAUAACUUACACAAUCUAUUAAUUUUUACAUCAGACAUAUUUGGUGGUCAUCUUCUUGGAGUCAAGUCAGUUGGUGGAUUAGCUUUCUUUGACUGGGAGAGCACAGAUCUUGUCCGUAGGAUUGAAAUUCAGCCAAAGAAUGUAAGUUGUUUAAUUUUCACCGUCCAGAAGAAAAGAUGUGCACUACAGGGAACACUUUACUUCUUUACUGAACGGAAGUUGUUCUUUUAAACAAAAUUAUAUGAAUAUUCUUCUAGAUAUCAUAGACUAUAAAUUGCAUUCAACUUAUUUAUUCUUUUGGUUUUCAUUUUAUGAUGUUCCCACCAAUAGUGUAGCUCCAUCUUUCUGUAUGUAAACCACACACAACCUACAAUUCCUCUAUUUGCUCUGACAAAGAGCUAAACCUCAAAUCAUCAGCUUUAGAAUCCCUCUUAAGUGGCCAACUUACAGUGUACAAUGUACAUCAUCAAAUCAGUUGAUAGAACCAAAUUAUCUUGUUAUUCUUCCCCCUCCCUCCUCCGCCCCUCCCCCACUCCCACCACUUCCCAUCAGUGCAGAUCCACAGUUUGUCAAGAAACUUACCCCUUUUAUACUUAAGUCUUAUUGAUCACCAGGUGAUUAAUUUUGUGCAAAUUAUUGAUUCAGUUGUGCAUGUUCAUGUCAAUAAUCAUAAAGUUCAUGAUACAACAAGGAAGUGUGAAUGUACAUGUAACUUUCAUGUCUCACUGCACUGUGCUUGUUUAUUUUAGAUUUAUUGGGCUGAUAGUGGUGAGCUGUGCUGCAUAGCCACAGAUGAGUCCUUCUUCAUUCUGAAGUAUGUCGCUGAGAAUGUUGCCAAAGCUCAGGAAAAUCCAGAGUCCAUUACUGAAGAUGGCAUUGAGGAUGCUUUUGAUGUAAGAUUAAAACUCAGUUGUUGAUUGUGAGAUGUCGAGGAAGCAUUAAAAAUGCUUGUUUAUUGUUGCUUUGCUGCAGGCUUACAUUGUAGAACAGAUAUCCCAACAUAUAACUGUUACAUGUACUUGAAAUAUCAGCUGAUGCAAGAGCCAUCCAUUUUGUUCUGUAUUGUUCUACUUUUUUUUAGCUGAAAUCAUAUGAAGAGAACAUGUUUCAACAUGCACAGUGUUCAUGUAAUUGUUGUGUACUUAAAAAUCAGUUGAUGUAGGAACCAUCCAUUUACUAUUUUUGUUUUAGGUUUGUGGCGAAAUAGAGGAUACUGUGAAGACUGGUAUUUGGGUUGGAGACUGUUUCAUCUACACCAAUGCUGUGAAUCGUUUGAAUUACUAUGUUGGAGGUGAAAUUGUCACCAUUGCCCACUUAGACAGGUUUGUUCAUAUCUUUGUACAAUGUUCCAAGGGCAAAUGAGAGAUUUUUUUUUCUGAACAUGUUUGAUCACUUAACGUUAUCAUCAAUUCGUAAGCAACAUACUGUACAUGACAAGGAAAUGUUUUGAAACGUUUCAUGCAUGCAUACAGGUUUCUGAUUUAGCCUACAAGCAGACCAUUAUCAGCGCUGUAGCAGAAGUGUUUCUUUGUCCUUGACGAAGUUUGAGUUGUUUGGCAAAGCUUGCCAGCGAGAGGUUUGCAAGGGCUCUGGCGCAAAUAAUGACUGCCAGACCCCUUGCAGAGCUUUGGUUAGCUUGCUUUGCUCCAGGCCUCAAACUUCCAUGGGAGGGAAAAAACGCUAGUGCUGCAGUGCAAAUGAUGAGGGCCUGGGUCUUCUUGUGGUUUAUUCUGUGAUUACAUCUUUACUUCUCAGGACCAUGUACCUCCUUGGUUACAUACCCAAAGACAACAGGCUUUAUCUAAGUGACAAAGACAUGAAUGUUGUGGGUUACUCCCUGCUCCUGUCAGUCCUGGAAUACCAGACAGCCGUGAUGAGGGAAGACUUUGACACAGCAAAACAGGUACAGUCUCAUACUGGCCAUUGAACGCGUCCCCCAACCCUUGAUGUUCUGAGAAAGUAUAGCCUGCUUGGCUGCCUUACAAGGAGGUAGAAGAGGGAGCGUCCAUUAAGUGUGAGGCACAAGCGUUUGUAACAGAUUCUUAUGAUUGCACUUUGUUCUCAAAUCCUCUCACCCCCUUCCUUUACCACCUCUUUUCUAUACUGAACAUGCAGGCUAAAUAAUUCCCGGAGGUAUUGUGAUAUUUUCUGUUGUGUCAUGAUGCAGGUCUGUGUGGUUCUUCUGUCACUGUUUUGGAUGGAGGCGUGGUGGCCUAAGCAAUUCUGUUAUUAUUUUUUUUAUCUAGGUUCUUCCCACCAUUCCGCGGGAACAACGAAACCGUGUGGCUCACUUUUUAGAGAAACAAGGUUUCAAGCAGCAAGCUCUGGCAGUGUCCUGUGACCCAGAACACAGGUGACUACUCUUCUAUCGAACCACUGAUUCGUUUUCUUUUAAUUUUGUUUUGUUUAAAAUGCAAUGCAUUUUCCAUGGCAAUGAGUAUUAAGAGCAAUUGUAAAUGAAGGUGAAGAGAGAAAGCCAUAGCGACAUGGUAGUAACCAAUCACAUUGGACCCUAAGGAUAGAACGCAGAGUGCUUCUUUAGACCACUUUAAAAUGUGCCACCUGUUGCGUAUUCCUUUUACUUAAUAGAGUAUUGACUAAGUUGAAGAUUUGAUGUUAGGAAUGCCUUUAUGAAUAAAGGUAAUUUUGAGAUCCAUGAGAAUUACUGUGCCACUCAAUCAUAAGUUGACGGUCUAAUUUCUCAAACGGUCCUGAAGGCAAAGGAGGCAAGGAAGGGUAUAAUGAAGAUUGAUUUUAAUAUUGUUUCUCUUUAUCAGGUUUGAUCUGGCAAUACAACUUUCAGAGCUGAAGAUUGCUUAUGAGAUUGCUUCUGAAGCUGAGGUAAACUUUACAAAAAAUUUUUUUGUCCUGACCUGGCUUAGUACAGUUUUUACGCAAUUCCGAAGUUAAUUUCAUACAACCUCUCCUUGCGGUGCCGAUGCAUUGAGUUAAAAACCCUUAUAACAAAAAGAGCAUGUGCAAGGAGAUUUCACCAGGCAAUAUUUGUUCCUUCUUCUGUGUUACAUCUUUUACCAAUAAUUUAGUCAUUCUCGUUCUGUGUAAGUGCACCAAACUGCAAAGAUAACCGUGAGACUCGCUCUGUUUAAAUACAUUUUGUCCGAUAUACAUGUAAAUUGCGAUGAAUUGAUUUUCUCUCUUUCUUCCAGAGUGAGCACAAGUGGAAGCAGCUUGCAGAGCUGGCCAUCUCCAAGUGUCAGUUCCAAUUGGCUCAGGAGUGUCUGAUAAACGCACAGGAUUUCGGAGGCUUGCUACUACUGGCCACAUCGGCUGGAGAUGCUGACAUGAUUUUACGACUCGCAGAGACAUCUGCUAACAAGGGCAAGAACAACGUGGCCUUUUUGGCAUAUUUCCUUCUCGGAAGGUAGAUAACGUGUCUUUUUACCCUGUUUAAAAAUCCAAGCAGAGAACCCUAAAUGACGUAUUCUAACCGUACAGUGUGCAUGUAUGUCGAGUACAUGUAUUUACAAAAAAAAAAAUGAUUAGCUGAACUUAAGUGUUUGAGUAGAGAUUACGUACUUACUGAAUAAACUGUGGUGCUGCGUCUAUGGAGGGUAUUACAAGACAAUUUGAUUUUUCAAUUUAGUUGAUAGUAUAUAUUGGCCACCGCGAUAAUUUUCAAAAGCUGACGUUUCGAGCUUUAGCCCAUCGACAGAGCGAAAUCUGCACUUACUGUCGGGAAAAUAUCUGCUUCGGAGACACGACGAGCGGACUAACGAAGGAAGGUCUGCUCUUCGUCAUGCAGGUUUCACUGUGCGCACUAAUCCAAAAUUCGCCAGGUCAUGCACGUCCUCGUUUACGAUGCAAUAAAAUGACCAGCUUUCACUUGGCUUAGUAGCUCAGUUGGUAGAGCACGGCAUCGAUAUCACCGAGGUCACGUGUCAUGGGUUAAACUCCCGUACAGUCUAAAAUUUUUUUCACUGCCGCUUAAGUUGUGUUUAUUACUGCAAAGAUCCUCCUCAUCUUCAUCCAAAAACUUAUGCCGUUACCUGAUGUACCUUGUCAUUUCACCAGGCUGGAAGAAGGUAUUGAGUUGCUAUGCAGCACGGGACGGUAUCCAGAGGCAGCGUUCAUGGCUCGUACUUACUUACCAAGCCAUGUGUCAAAGUAAGUUUCUUCACCCUUAGUUUGAUAGUCAGAGUUCAACUUUUCCAAAAUAAAUACGGAAUUUUGGCUCUCUACAAACAAAAGAGAAACAGUUGGAACUACAGUACUGCUCGGAAGUUUUCAUUAAGUCUGUUUACUUUACGUACUCGUAUUAAACAUGACCACAUAUAAUUGCUUGACAUCAAUUGCAUGCAUAGUAAAAAUAUCACAAAAUUGUUUCGAUGCAAUGUAGCUAUCUUGUUUUGCUUCAGAAAUCCCCGAUACAACUGAACAUCCCCAUUGUUAAGGGUGCACUUGUGAAUGGAGCAAGUCAACUGAAGUGGCUCGAUUCCAUCACAUAAACUCCUAACUACAAAAAGUGCAGAAAGUAAUCACAAGUGAAGCUUGUCGCCUUUCUAGUCAAUGUUGAUGGCGAAGGAAGUGAAUCAAGUUUCAACAGAUAUAUUUAUGACUACAUAAUAGUUGAUUUAUAUAUUUAUUCGGUUAUUUAUCUUUUGGGGGACGAGAUGAUACAAGAAGAGUUUUGUUUCAUCUCAUUUCUCCAUGUAGUGGACCGUGAAGAGAAGUUAAUAAUUUUUUUCAGCUCAAGGGAAUAUUACAACACUUUAACUGUAUAUCUACCAUUUUGUUCUGUUUUAAGGAUUGUCCAAUUGUGGAAAGAAGAUUUAGCGAAAGUCAAUAAAAAGGCUGCUGAUUCUCUGGCAGAUCCUUCCGAAUAUGAGAAUCUGUUCCCCGAAUUUCAAGAAGCUUUGCAAGCGGAGCAGGUCAGAUUAAGGACUUUUCUCAAUUUCCAGAUGUUCUUAAUUAGGUUAUUGUUUUUUGUCAACGUCUGUUUUCUGCUUGCUGUUGAAAAUGUUCAAGUUUCUGGAAAAAAUGUCUCUGUACCCAUUUUUUUCCAGUUUCUGAAGCGGGAAAGAGUGCAAAUGAAACCUGCUGCCCAGUAUAAGCAUGUUCCGGUAAGAUUAUUUGCGUGGUGUACAGACUUACUUUGGUAAAUGGCUCUUUGUAUUCUUACAUUGCCCUUUAGGCGCAUCUUCGCAACCUUUUUGUCAUCCAACGACAGCCGUAAAUGUGUCAACUUCUCCGCAUCUUGCUUUUUAUAGUUUAGGGAAUCCGUUCCUACAAGGUUUGACUUUACAGUGCUUACCUCUCUGUUGACACUGGCAAAUAUGGGACCUUGAUUUGUGUGACAAUUUUUUUUCAUCUAUAGAGUAACUCUGAGCGUGAUGUGUUUGAAGAAAUGAAAGCAGCCAAGGAAGAUGGAAGCUUGGACUCAAUUCUGGUGAGAUAUUUUUUCAGCUUGUGGUUUAAAUUGUUGUCAUGUUACUUUGCUUUUUUGAGUCUUAAAAAACUGACGAUCUUUUAAAGGGGACCCUUAAGUGAUAGAUUGUCAUGGUGGGUCAAUACCGAAGAGUUAAGAAUAGCAAAGAAUAAAAUGAAACGAAAGAAAAUUAAUAGCAAUUACAACCAACAAACCUGCAGACGUUAAGCUUAACCCCUUGUCCUAAGGGUGACUGGAUUCUAAUUUCCUCUUACAGUGUCACCCUUGAAACGAAUAGUAAAGGGAAUUAUCACCAGUUGAAAAAGCUCCUGAUUGUCAAACAAAUUCUCCUAGUCGGUAACAUAAGAAAUGUAAAUAGAACAGUGUGGAGAGUAUGAGUGUUAACGUUGAGGUGUAAAAGGUUAAUAUGCCAAGGUGUACAAAACAUGGCGGAACUCCUUAUUGUGUAAAUCCUCGGUUUAAUGUCCCGAUUUCAAACCUUCGUUGUCUUAGUCAUUUGCAUUAGAUAUUUACGUGGUUUUAUUUCAGGCUUCGGUAGAAAGUUUGUCUUUCGGUGAACCUUCUGCAUCCCAGCCAAUCGAGCCGUCACCUCCCUCAUUGGCUUCUAGAUCGUCUGCCGCAACCCACUCUUCACCGCCUCCUGCGCCUGCGGACAGACCGCCAGCGGCUAGACCUCCAGCGGUAGAAAAAGAACCCGUGAAAAGUCCUGCUGCCGAUACGAAACCUGCAGUCGAGGAUGAUAAGGUGAGAGAGGUUACACUGCGACUACUAUACUUUAUUGCUAUGGUAGAGAGCCAGGUCUUUUUGUGCGAAGAAGAUGGUGCACUUUUUGAGGGGGAGAAGGUUCUGCAGUAAAAGAACAUGUUGCUUUACAUGAUGGACCUUCUUCGUUUGGAAACCCCAUUCCCGCCGACUGGAAUGGGCACUUAUAACUGUAGGUUACACUGAUUUUUGAACAAUCCAGGCUAGUACUUUUUCUCGGAUACCGAAUCUUCUGUUGGGGCUUCCAGCUACUAGGAUAUUUAAUCGCAAAGCGGCAUGGGAAUAGGAUGAAAAAGACCUUACCAACUCUCCGUUUGGUUGAAAAACUGAACGUUGUUAGGUUUGUCCCUGGGUUUCUAUCCACAUGUUUCUCUUCUUCUAAUUAACAAAUAUUUCUUUCUUUUUAGAUGUUAUUGUUGUUCCUUUGUGAUUUCCAUUCUUUCUCUUUCCCUCUCUCCUGUUCGGUUAAUGCCCAGUCCGUUUCUUUUGUAUUAACAGUUGAAAAAAAUCCUGCUGUACCUUGCAUUACAGGACGAAGACGAACUCGACGAUUUCGACUUCGGUGGUCAGGACGAUGACGAAGACGUAAGUUGCCCAAAAUGUUACUAUUGUUUUAUUGAUCCUUAUCUU